This is a messenger RNA of Hemicordylus capensis (graceful crag lizard), 4185 nucleotides long. RefSeq names its product chromosome 14 C11orf80 homolog (gene TOP6BL). Bases 2422 to 4104 code for a protein of 560 amino acids. The transcript is spliced from 16 exons. Gene Ontology annotation, biological process: reciprocal meiotic recombination; meiotic DNA double-strand break formation. The record is from RefSeq and is a predicted model, not a curated record. Lineage: Eukaryota; Metazoa; Chordata; Lepidosauria; Squamata; Cordylidae.
CACUUUUCACUGUGUGGAUCUCACUUGGGAUUGCGUUUUUCUUUUAUCUGUGAAGCUGCAAGGCCCAGAGCAUUAGCCUGGGAUGUUUAUAUUCUUAUAUUGAUGUCAUGCUCUUAUUCUGCCCUCCAGUGGCAGCAGAUAAUGCCUGCAAUUUUGCCCAGGGCUUGCUGGCAUUCAUCUUGAGAGAACCUUUUGUUGGGUAAAGCCAGUGGACAAAGCAAAAUUAAUAGCCUGUGUGGUGUUCUUGUGGGGGAGAGUUCACUACUUCAACAUGAGUGCAUAGAAUUUGCCAGCUGACAAAUCUGAGCAUUUAGAAGCAGGAUAUACUAAUAGUGGAUUUUGUCCUAACAAAAAGUGACUCAAGAAAAUAUAACAUCUCAGCUAAUUGUUGUGCUGGUAAAUAAUUUGAAUAGAAAUCCCAAGCGAUUCCCUAUUAUAUUAUGUAUUCUACUUAAAAUCAUACUGCUUUUUCAUAUUAAUUUCAAAUCUGCAGUGUGAUAACAAAUAUGUUUACCAUGUGUAGAGGCAACAUAUUACAGCUGGCUUCCUGGUGCAUGUAUCUGUAUGCCACUCAUCUUAUUGCCUGCUCAUCUUACAGUUUCACAGAAACAUAUAAAAUGUUUUGCAUGUAUCCAUUAAAAUGCAAUGUGUGAAGUUGCCCACCAUAAUUGCCAAUCCAAGCAAUCAGUUUUAUGGGUGAACUGCUGGACUCUUCACAAUUCUUCCAUUAGAGAGAAAGAGUGCAGUCCUCUGCGAGAGGCCCUGCCCUGCCCUUGUAUGAACAGGUGGCCAGCAAGAAGCAAGUUAAGUGCUGCCUAAUAGCUCUUGAUUAGCUCUAUUCACGGUGGCAGAGAAUAAUAGUUUCUGGGCUGUAGCACAGGAAUAUGUGUUUCCCUUGCAUGGAAAUCAGAAAGCCUGCUACACAAUGAAGGGAUUACAUUCCAAGUCCUUUUUUGAGACACAUACAGGGAUAUUUCCGUAGACAUGGAGAACCUGAUCCUGCACCACCUUAAAUCGAGCUGUGUGUUUGCACAGCCUAUUAACUUCCACGUUAAAAAAAAGCCUUGACACUUUUGGUCUUUUACUAGGAGAAUGUAGUUAAGAUGUGGUGAGAGGAAGAGAACAUGCUUGUUUUUAAAAGCAAAAGGUACUCAUCCUCCUCUAGCAUUUAUUUGAGCAGCCAGCACCCUGUUUACCAAAGAGAAGAAGAUUAUUUGCUCUUUUAAAAGCAGAGCAGAAACAACUCUUCAAUUUCCUGGGGUAGACACUCUGCCUGGGAUCUUUAAGAACCACUGCCCAAGUAGAAAAUACUGGACUUGAUGGGCCAGUGGUCUAACUGUUGGAAUUUACUGCAUAAGCUUUGCCUCUGCUCUUGUCUAGGGGGAUGCUUGUCUAUAUAGGUUAGUGUCCAUGUUUGGGUUUGGGGAUGGAGACUAAACUCCAAAGGUUCUCCCUCUCUCUGAAUAAGAGCCUGUUAAUUGUAUGCUUAGCCUGUGCUUUAGUAAUAAAUAUCAGACUCUUAUUUAACUGAGAAAUAAGUUAAGUUGCAGCCUAUAGAAUUACUUAUAGAGGAUAAGUAAUUUCUCUGCAUACACUAAUUUGGAAUAAAGCAGCUUCUUAAAGAGUUUGUGUGAACAGUACAGAAGCAAGGCAUAUUAUUCCAAAUAUCCUCAUGUGAACACAGUCUUAACCUUGGCCCCCAUAGCACGAUGGCUAGCUGGGACUUCUGAAAACUGUCAUCUUUCAAGCAAAGAUCCUUUGGUCUUCAGUUACCUUGCCUGAUAUUCACUUGUAAAUCUCAAAUCUCCUUGCUUUCCUUAAAGAAGCACUGGCCCAUAAGACUUAUUUGCCCCACCACUUUUAAAGGAAGGGACAGAAACACAGAAUGAUAGGAUGUUUUUCUUGCCUUAGGCAUCAUCUCUGUGUAUUAAAAAGGGAGACACUGAUGCUGGCAGUGGGGGGCUGCCAGGAGAUAUUCUAAUCCACUUUUCACCUUGUUGCCAGGGAUUACAGCUCCAGGGCUGUGGGAAUAUAAAAGGUUUGCUCUUCAGUGUGCUUUGCAGUGUUUUUCCAAAUGCUUUUUUUGGACAAUUCAUGUUUGUUGUUUUUUCCUUAAGAAGCUUCCUUCUCCCUCUAGCUUUGUUGUGGUUCCCCUGCCAAGAUUUUAGAAGCCUUUCCUGCAUUAAGAAGGCAAUGUAUUCAGUGGUUUCAGGAAGCGUGAAAGAAAAAGCAAUAGCAAUCCUUUCCCUGCAGGACUAGUAGCCCUUUUAUAGAACUGACCUGGAAAAGUAAGAACUUUCUGUCCCUGCUUUUUAAAAAGUGUUUCCUUAUUCCUGAACAUUUUAGAUUUUAGAAUACUUAAUCGUUCACCUUCAGUAUGACAAACAAGAGCAGCCAGACGGGUUCUCCACAUCAGGAGGGAUGCUUGUGGUUUCUGUGGACAUUGAAGAUUCUGUCCAGUAUGUGAACCAACUCCACUGUGCAACUCUUAUUGCUGCAAAGGGUGAUUUCUGCCACAAACUCCUCAGUGAUCAGACGAGAAAAGAAAUGGAAGGCUUGCUGCCUUUAUGCCAGAGCAAGGCUCUGAGUGGAAGAGGGUGUCCCCAUGAAUCUCUGCACACCAUGCCUUUUCAGCUUUCCUUUGAGCUCUAUGAGAAGUCUGAAGAUCUCAAGGAGGAUUGUUUAGCUCUGAAGCAGUUCAUCCACAGAAUUAGCCUUGUGCAUACCACGAUCAAAUUUCAUUACUGUGUAAAAAUGAAUGGCUACAUUUCUACCAAGACAUAUAGCACAGAGAGGAGAGCCAGUACACGUCUGCCAGAUGGGACAAGGCUACUCAGUGAAGGGAGUCAUUUUGUGAGCAAAGCCAUAUGGGCUUGUGACAAAAUCCACCCCACGGCUGGUGAACCAGUUGGUCUCUUCAUUCCGGAGGAAAUAGCUGAAAAAGGUUUCAGCGGAGAGUUGAAGCUCACGCCUGUCAUGUCUCUAUGCCCUUGCCAGAAACAACUCCCUAACCAGCCAGUGAGGAUAACUGCUGUCUCUAUAUUUCUUUAUGACCCUGCCGGCCUGCCUAUAUUGUUGCCCACUGAAGAGGUGUCACAUUCUUUUUUUGGAGAUCCUUCAUGGGUAGUGCCAUGGGAGAGAUACGGCUAUCAGGCAACGCUGGAUUCAGAUCCAUAUUGGGAAGAAGAUACAGCAAUGCCUGAUGUCAGAUACAAGCUGCACACCAGCCACAAACCUGAUCUGGAUACUCAGGAACAGACACUGCUGCUCUUCCUUUUUCUCCGUUACUCUGAUCCAUUUCAGGACCAGCCAGUCUACAAUUCCUGGGACCAGCGCAUGAUACUAUCCCAUAUCUAUCCUAUCUUCUUAUGCAGCGAGCAGGCUGUGAAAGGUGCCAUCCAAGGAGUGGCCAAGAGCAUCCUGGAGCAGCACCACAAAGUGGUCCAGGAACAGCAGAAACUGACCCAUUCUUUGCCCAUCAUGGUGGAUGCCAUUUCCAGCAUCAUUUCAAGCAGCACCGACAGCGCGUUCAGGAGGAGAUGUCUCCAACAUCUGCAGGUUGCAGAUACCCAGGAGCUCCAAGUUACGAUCAGAGAGACCUUCAGCAAAGCCACUCUUAAGCGAUGGAGGCCUAGCAGCACAUGUGACGUCAAAAGGCCUAAAAAUGAUGAGGCAAGGCAGCUGAGUACCUUACCUUCUGCCCACCAGAAGCCACCAUGCCCCUGCGUGAGUUCUACAGGCCUGGAGCAAGGGACACAUGAGAGCAGUGGAGUAGAAGGACUCUGGUUCAACAAACCAGACUUUGCCAGGAUGAGUCAAACAAGGAAGAGGAGGCCAGCCAGGGAAGAGCUCCCUCCAGAGGGUUCCAGAGACCCAGACGCAGAGGCCAAAGGAAAGAGAGAUGGCCUCUUAACAGAACCAGACAUGCCUUUGAGCUCUUCCUUUUCAUCUCCUCCUGCAACCAGGCUCACUGCCAUCCUGGAUAAUAGCGACGGGAGGUUCGCAGCUCCACCAGUGGACAGUGCUGAGAAUAAUGAAAAUCUGUGGCAGGACACCGAGUUUUGGAACCAGGAAGUCUCAAACUUGUUCAGAUGGACACCCUGAAAGGGUCCCAGCAUGCCAAGGAAAUGGGAAAUGCUGCGUUCUGGAAUGUCUGUGCAGGCCAAUAAAAAGUGAGGAAACCCG